AUGGAAGGGGCGCUGUCUACGUUGGCGCAGUACGGGGUGCGCGAUGACGACAUAGCCACCGCGUGGGUACCUGGUUCUUUCGAAUUGCCGGUGGUGGCAAAGACCCUGGCGGCGUCGGGACAAUACGAUGCCGUGAUCUGCCUGGGGGCCGUAAUCCGUGGGGAAACCAGCCAUUACGACAUGGUGUGCAAUCAGGCCGCGUCGGGCAUCGCCGCGGUCAGUAGGGAAACGGGGAUACCGACGAUGUUCGGGGUUUUGACGACGGAAAAUCUGGAGCAGGCCAUCAACAGAUCCGGCGGGAAAGUGGGCAACCUGGGAUCGGAUUGCGCGGUGGGGGCGAUUGAGUCGGUCCGGCUGUUGCAGUCGAUCAAAACCGGUUGA
Molecule: messenger RNA, 381 nt
Organism: Geodia barretti
Lineage: Eukaryota; Metazoa; Porifera; Demospongiae; Tetractinellida; Geodiidae
Source: the annotation of a GenBank genome assembly